Messenger RNA from Brassica napus (rape), 2415 nucleotides. RefSeq names its product replication protein A 70 kDa DNA-binding subunit E-like. The record is from RefSeq and is a predicted model, not a curated record. The transcript has 6 exons. Bases 1200 to 1910 code for a protein of 236 amino acids. Lineage: Eukaryota; Viridiplantae; Streptophyta; Magnoliopsida; Brassicales; Brassicaceae.
AGUUAGUAUUAAAAAGGAAGCAAAAAAAAAAUAAGAAACCUUCGAAUGGUAAAAUAUUUACAGGAGUGCCAUUAUGGCGACACGUCAGACAAAUAUAGCUUCUCAGACUCCUUUUAAAAACAUCCACAAUCAUCCUAGAAAUUUACUAUUAUUGCCAUUGGACAGACAUUUCAUAUUUGUAUCUUGAUUUCUUAAGACAAGAAUGUCAUUUCGUCAAAGCUGUAUACAUUGUAUAUAACAUACUUUGAUAUAGUUUGAUAUAGUAUAUUGCUCUUUCUUUGCCGUCUUUAUAUAGUUUGAUAUAGUAUAUUGAUCGUGUCUCUAUUAUGACUCAUUUGGAAUAAUCACAUACCAAGAAUCUCCUACCUCCUACCUCCUAUCUCCAUUUGAUAUUAUUUUUUUCUCAGCUAUGAUUUUAAAUAUACCCGUAAAAUUGGAGUUGUAUUUUUUUAUUCUAUUCAAAUGUUAUUAUGAUCAUUUGUAUUUACUAAAACAAACAAAAUUAGUAAAUACCAAAAAAUUAGUAAAUACCAAAAUUAUUUCCACCAAUGAAGAUCCUAUAAAUUAAAUUCGUUGCCGGUCAAAAAUAUUGAAAUAAAAUAUGGGUUAUGGGAGUUGAAAAUCAUAAUUUCUAUAUAAAAUAUAUGCAAAAUAUGGGUUCAUUUCAUCAAUUCAUAAUCAAUAUUUGGAAGUUUAUGAUGUUUGAAAUAUUGUUUAAAAUAAAAAAUUUUAUGCGUUUGUAAUUUAGUAUAUAAAUUAGUGUUAUUUUUGGAAAUAUGGUGAUCUCAAACGCAAAUUAAGGUAUUUAUUUUGGUCAAUAUCAUAGUAAAUUUGGAAAUACUUUAUUGCGAUUAUACAAAUUUCAAAGAUUUCUACGAUUAAUGAUGAUUGCCGUGAAUAAUAAUACCUCCUCAAUCAUUAUAUCAAAAAUGGAAUCCUUUAUUUUCAAGUUUAAUAUUAACCUAAAAUAGUCUUAUGCGGUAUUUAUUAACUUCCUAAAAGUAAUACAUUUGAAUAUAUCUAAACUUUCAAAUUGCCAAUUAGUAUGAUCAUAAGUAUAUUUUGCGUAUCUCUCAAAUUUAUGCCGGAAUAAAUUGAAACUUAUAUAAAUAAAGGAGAUGGCCGUGUUUUAACGAUAUAGUUGUCUCUCUAUUUCUUUCUCUCUAACUUUCUGUGACUUUCGAUACUUAAAACUUCAAAUGGCCGGUUUAGAUUUUGUUGGCGAUUUGAAGCCGUUCAAGUCGAUGUGGAAAAUUCGUGUUAAGGUGAUUCGUCUUUGGAAGCAGUAUUCUUGUGCUCUGGGAGAAACAAUGGAAAUGGUGUUAGCUGAUUCAAAAGGCGAUAUGAUCCAUGGUACUGUGAAGAAAGAAUUGGUCAGCCAGUUCGUGACCUUAAUCAGUCAAGGUGAAACGAAGUUGAUGGUGAAUUUCAUCGUCACAGUGGCUGCUGGAUCUUAUCUCCCCACAAAGCACCCUUACCGAAUUGUGUUCCUCCCGACAACUCGGCUAAGAAUGUGUGAUGCUUUGCCUUCAAACUUGACUGGUUUAGACCCGGUCAAGUAUGAGUCUAUUAAGGAUGGUAGUCUGAACAUGGACUACUUGGUUGAUGUAAUUGGCCAAAUUGUUGAGGUAUCUCAUGUGAAAGUUGUUUUCGUGAAUGGAAAAGAUACACAGAAGUUGUCAUUGGAAUUAAGGAAUCACGAUGAUGAUCGUCUGCUGAUGGUGCUGUGGGGUAAGUUUGCUACAGAUGUCAAUGAUGCUAUCCAGCUAAGAGGUGAACAUAUGAUCAUUUGUGUGUUGCGUUUCGGCAAAAUAAAAGUCUGGAAAGAUGAACGUUCCAUCUCUAAUGCAUACAAUGUUUCCGAUGUUGCUUUGAAUCCUAAUUUGGAGGAGGUUCAAGCGUUCAUUUGAAUUGUUGCCUAAGGACGAUAUGACCUUGGCCAUUGUCGACCCUAAGCAUCUUGCAUUAGCUAAUGGUGUUUCUGACAAGGAUGAUUUCUUUAUCCAUACCCCCACGGAAAAGUAUUGCUGAUGUGAAGGCUUCAAGACAGGUAUGCAUUUUUUGAUAUUGCCAAUCUUUAAACUUUAGAGAACCAGGUGGAUUCAAGCACGUGAGAAUGAUUGAUGGAUUUUCGAGAAUUUUAUUUGAGCCUCAGAAUAAGGUAAUAUAAUUUGAUUGUUCAAUAGACAUUAUAUUUAUGCUCACUUAUUUCUAUAUUUUUUUUAGGAUUCCAUACUAUGACUACUGAAGAAAAGAAUCUUGGAUGAGCUGAGCUGGUUGCGAACUAAGUUAUAAUGGUGUCGUUUAAUUAUGUUUUGUUGCUUUCAAUUAUGAUUUUUUGCUUUCAUAUUUGGUGUUUCUCCUUAUAUUAUCUUUGAAUUUAAAACUUGGAGUUAUAAUAUCUUUUUCCCCAGA